AUGGCGUCGGCCAGCGACGACCCGAUCGCGUUCUGGCUGAAGCUGGGUGCGCUCGACAAGCUGGAGCAGGCGCUGCUCGACGGCUACGGGGACCAGCUGCGAGGGCGCUCCUCGCGCAUCCCGCAGGUGGCCCGCUUCCUCAAGCAGGUGCCCGCCGUGCAGGCGCAGAUGGAGGACAUGCACGAGGGCGCCAUGCAGGGCCGCUUGGAGGAGGUGCGCAGCUUAGCCGAAGAACGUCGCCAGUUGGCCUACUGCCGCGACCAGCAGGGCGCUAGUCCGCUGCACAAGGCCGUGCUCUUCCACCAGCGCCCCUUGGUCGCCUACUUCGUGCAGCAUUUCCCCGCAGUCAUGCACUCCAGGGACCACCAAGGGAGGACGCCCCUUCACUACGCGGCCGUUCUGCAAGACAAGGGAGAGAUCUACCGUAUGCUCAAGACGGCGGGAUCUGACGAGAACGCCACCGAUGUGUAUGGUCAUACACCGGACUUCUAUCUCGACGCACCGGGCGAGCUGACGCUGGAGCAGCUCAAAGAAGGCAACUUGUCGAGUCGUUCUAAGAAGGCCAAAAAUCGAAGAAGGAAGUCGGGAGACAACAGCACUGCCAGCGUUCGUGGAUACUCCGCGAAGCCGGCGGGCCUGAAAGUACAGAUCCGCGAAAUCAUCGGCCAAGGAAAUUUAGAGGCCCUCGAAGAGCUCGUCUUACACGGACAUGGUGACCGGCUGCUGGGCGAGACGAGCCCCAAUCCGGUCGUGCAGGAGUUUCUGGACAUCGUGCCCGGAUAUAUAGAGCAGAUCAGCGACGUGCAUCGCGCCGUGGUUCGGGGCCGGCUGCGCGAGGUGCAGACGCUAAUGAGCCACCGUUCGCUGUCGCUGGCCCGGGACUCAAUGGGCGCCACGCCCAUCCACAAGGCCGUCAUGCACGGACACAUGGACGUCGCCCAGCAUCUGGCCGAGAACUUCCGCGAUUCACUCAGUGCCAAGGACAUUGAGGGCCGGACGCCGCUUCACUACGCAGCCGCUCUCAGAGACGGCCGCAAGAUGUACAACAUGCUCAUUGCAGCCGGUUCCCCGACGACAAUCGUAGAUAGCAAAGGCAAGACGGCCGACUACUACCUGCAGUAUCCCGAGAAACUGGGACUCGAACAAAUCAUCAAACGCAAUCAACUGGCCAACGCGACCCACCUCGGAAACACCGUCAGCAGGCUCAAAGCCCUCGCGCCCCCUUCUAUACAGAGUGAGCAUGUUCUCAAAACCAUUGUUAACAUGCACGAGAGGUACCAUCAGUCCAACGGCGCUAUGAACGGCAACCACGAAGCUCACGUAAAUGGUGAGGAUGAGAACCAGUCAGAAGGCUCCCAAGACACGGCCGAGGACAAAGCUGCCCAUCUCGCCAGCCAACCAGAAUCGCUAAAGAAAGUCAUGAUGCGGACGAAACCCAUAUUACCUCCGGUCAUUUUGCCACGCCUGGAAGUGAACUCGGCCAACAUCCGCAGGUGGAUAGAUGAGCAGGACAUUCAGAAGCUCGAGGGUGCCGUCUUCGAAGGCUACGGCGAGAGGCUCGCACAAGAACCCUCGGUUCUGCACGAGCAGGUAGAGCAGUAUCUGAGGAAGGACGUUCCUCGUUUGCUGGAGCGCAUCCAGGCCAUCCACCGGGCGGUGUCGGAGGAUGACGUCCGCGCCCUCGAGACACAGCUGCAGAGUCCAGACUACGCGUUGGCCAGGGACCACCUGGGCAUGACGCCACUGCACCGCGCCGUCGUGCUCGGAAGGCACGAUGUGGUGCGGCUACUCGUCGACCGCUUUCCGGAAACCAUCAAUGCCAGGGACAGGGAAGGACGUACGGCUUUGCAUUACGCGGCGGCCGCUUCCCGCAGAAGUGGUCGGGCGGACAUGUACAGGCUGCUGCUGCAGAAUGGCUCAGAUCCAAGAAUCAGGGACAAUAGGGGCAAGUCGUCGGAAUACUACAAGACACACCAUCUGCAACUGGCACCCGAGGUGGCCCAGAUGAGCACCAGUGCCAGAGCCAAAGCCAGGAGUCGCUCGGAGCCCCCGGGGUCCAGACCAAGGAGAAACUCCCAUGCAUCCACGGCGCUGAACGAAAAGCUGACGGCGGCGUUGCAGAAAGGUGAUCCCGCUGAGAUUCGCGAGCUCAUACUCGAAGGACAUGGAAGGCACCUGCUGGGCCGCACCAGCUGGAAUGAAGAGGUGCGCCAUCUGCUCAAAGGUCUGCCCAACUUCCUGCACCAAGUGAGCGCUGCCCACGAAGCCAUCAUCAGCGGCGACCAGGCGAAGCUCGAGGAACUGGCCGCCUCGGACGCUCAGCUGCUGCGGGCGAGAAGCGACCUGGGUUGCCAUCCGAUACACGCGGCCAUCGAGGCCCGAAACCUCGAGGCGGCAAAGCUCAUACUGGAUGCCUUCCCAGCUGCCAUAAACCUCAAGGCACCGCACGGCCGAAACCCAUUGCAUUUAGCGGCACUUCGAAGGGAUGACGAUAUGUACAAGUUUCUCGUGGAUAGUGGAGCAGACCCGAAGGCAUUGGAUCAGAAAGGGAAGACUGCAGAGUACUACCUAAAGCGGUCGUCCUCAGUCCGGGACACGAAGCCGGCCAUCAUAGAUACGGCCGCGCGUAGCACCGAGCUCGAAACCAUAACGGUGCCCGCCGAUAAAGGCGCGCUUGGGGCUGCCGGAGACGGCGUCGUAAGCCAUGGCGACAAAAGCGCCGAAGGGACGGCGGGCGUCGCGAACGCAGCGGCAGAACGCGGCGACGAGGCGACUGAGGCGACCGGCGAUAACGAAUCUGGCCAGAGUGGCUCGAGUGAUGGUGGAGGUAAGGACCACGAUAGCCCAGCGUUGGCUUCCGCAGGGAGCGAUGUCGCCGCGGCCAAAGACGUGUCUGGUGCGACGCUCGAAGCCGUUAACGAUGGCCGAGCGCCGAUCUCUGAGGCCGCCGGAGCCGUUUCGAAGGAAGGUCGUAGUGACCAGGAAGACACGCAGGGAGCAUGCGCUGUUGAUGCCUCCUCCACCUCCUUCUCCUCUUCCUCCUCUGAUUCCCCACCCACUGUCACUGCCGUUUCUUCUGACGAUGGUGGGGCUCGUCGAGAGACGCAUCCUGGUCUGGGCAAAGAAGGCCAGGGCUCCUCUGAUGAUGCUAGAACUGAUGUAACUGAAAUUGUUGGUGCAGGUGUCGAAAGUGGGGGCGAAAAUGGCGAGGAUGCAGAGAAUCUAGAAUCGAGGGAACAGUGUAGUACUGGCAUGACGGAUGAAAGUAUGGUGCCUUCCUCGGAAAAUGCGGUAAGCGAAACAAAAGCUAAUGACGCAGAGGUGAAUGAUAACGAUGCACGUAAAGGGCAGCAUGGUGAUGAAGACUUACGUCGAGCAGGACAAUUUAAGGAGAUCGAUAAGAGUGAGCUCUCUCAGGGAACGUGCAACAAAAGCAACACGGAAAAUAAAAGUAAUGGAGGUAGUCAGACAAGCAAGAGCCUUUCAAAGGUAACUGAUGAAUCUGAAUCGUUUAAGAAAGGUGAAUGCUUAAACAAACUUCAAGGAGCCGUAGAAGAUGUGGCACUAUCUCACGCCAUCAAAAACGUGGACCUUGCUCAAGAUUCGAAAAGAGGAGUUGAACACGGCCUCGAGAGUGCUGAAGUUGUCCUUCCAGACAAGAAGGAUGGCGCGCAUGCAGCCGCCAAUAACGCUGGCAUUUCACAUGAUCCCGAAAACAACGCGAAUGGCUGUGAUGAUCUAAAUGCAGAAAACUUAAUGAAGGAAUCACCAACUAGGAGAAGCAGUUCUGGAGGAAAGUGUCACAAUUCCGCGGGUGGUGAGAAACCGAAAACUGAUACUCGCACGCAAUCCGAUGGAGACAAGAAUCAAGCAAGUGAGAUCAUACGCGAUCAGCGUGCCAGCGACCCGAAUGGCGAGAAAGAUGACUUUUUGUCCGAACACUUGAGUCCCGACGGUGCUUUCAGUCCCGUUGAAACGGGUGCCUUACAAAGUAUGCCGGAAGCUACUCGCGAAACGAAUAUUUCGCAAAAUGCUGGUGUUAGUGAACAUAGUCCGAAAACACGAGCGGAAAUAGAAAAGAGUGAACAUGCUGACCAAGUAACUGACGCUGAAGUUACAACCAGGUCAAACGACACAACGCCUGUCCAUGACCCAAGCGGUGACGACGUCAUCGUUCAUUGCAAAUCUAUAAAAGAGAGGCCCAAGGCAUUUGCUUCCAGUGAAGCGGGGACAGGAGACAUCGAGGACAGAGCAGUGAAAGUCGAUGGUGUGGACUUUAAGAAUCCUAAAGACAGUAAUGGGAGUGAGGACAGAAUACCUUUGGAAGCUGUGAAGCUAAGUGGGCAACCAGUCAAGGAAUCUACCGACAAGCCGCCGUCCAAAUUUCGCAAUGACCAUUUUUUGUUUUCUUUUUGCUAUUGCAAAAUCACCUGAAGCCGUACCGUUUCAGAUCGACUGAAUGAGCUCAUCGACGUUUGGAUCAAGGAAGGCGACUUACUUCGUCUCGAACAUGUGGUCAUCGCCGGCCAGGGGGAGCGGCUACUCAACAAGAGUUCCGACGAUAAGCAGGUCCAGGAGUUUCUGGGACUCGUACCUGCCUACAUGGAUCGCAUCCGCACAGUGCAUGAGGCGGUGGUGAGCGGCAACAUAGCUCAGGUUCGCCAGGUGCUGACACGCAAGCGCUUCGCACUCAGCCGUGACCACCUGGGUGCUAGUCCGCUACACCUGGCCGUCCUGCAUGGACACACGGACGUGCUCAACUACAUCGUCGAGCGUUUCCCUGAGACGCUAGAUGGGCCAGACAACGAAGGACGAACGCCACUGCAUUACGCGGCGGUCGUUCUGGAGGCCCAAAACUACUUCGACAUUCUGAAAAAAGCUGGUGCCGACGAGGCUAUUAAGGACAAGAUGGGGCAUACUCCGGAGUACUACCUCAAGAAUCCGAAAGAACUGAGCAUCAGAGACCUGCUGGCAAACUACCAUACCCCGAGCGAAGACGACAAGUCGGCCAAAGCGGACGUGUGGCAGAGGCCGUCCACGCCUCCCGCCGCCGAGGAUGGACAUGAAGCAUCUACUGCCCUUCCAGAAGAGCCUACGGCGCCUGUUGCUCCCGCGGUGAAUGGAGGAGCCACACAGCAUACGGUUGUGCCCAACGGGAAAGCGCAACAGCGAGAAGCCGCACCUGUGUUGGCAACGUCCGAGACAUCAAAAACAACAAACUCGGUACCACCGGUAGUAGAUGCAUCUAGGGUUGCGCCCGCACCUCCCCCAGCACCACAGCGAAUGAAUUUCCCAUCGGUGCCGUCCGACGGAGUACGACAGCCUGUCGAAGAACCUUUACAAACGGCGAUACGGCUUCCAUUGGGAGAACAAGCUACGAGUCGCGCACCGGCAGCAACAGGCCAGCCUGUGGCAAUGCUUCCAUCUGGCAAGUAUGGACAGAAUGGCGGCACCGACAUGGUUCAGUUGGCCCAGUCGUUGCUGUUGACGGGGAGGACACCCGAAGAGGCCCAGUACCUGCGUUCCAGCGUCGGUGAUGCUCUCGUCGGGGCUCUCGCAGCCGUCGACAAGCAGAGGCCUCCUGACCCCGUGACCUUCGUCGCCUCUUGGCUCAAGCAGAGCCAAACGGCCCAAAAACCGUCGAGCGCCAGGGCAUCGAACACCACUAUGCCAGCGGCGAACUCAAAAAGCCGAGACAGCGAAGUUGUGUCCAGAACGAACACACUUUCUUCUUCAACGACAAGCGACGACAGCCUGAAGAGGGCAGGCUUCACAAACCCGUUCUCCGAGGAAGCUGCCAUUGAGGAAGCGCAGCACUACAUGGACGACUACACAAGGCUCAAGGAUGAAGAUGGUCAGACGGUGCUGCAUUUCGCCGCCUCGCACGCUCACAGCGAGGGUUGCUUCUACGCGCUGGUGCGCCAGGGACAGGCGCUACUGGCUGAAAGAGACUGCCGCUACCGAACAGCAAGGGACGUGGCGCGUGAAGCCCAGCAGAGUGACAACGUGCUCGCGCUCGACGCCUUCGUUCUGGACGCCUUCCUAGAGCGUCGAGCGGGGCUCCUGCGCGCACUGGCUCACCGGGGAUACGAGCCGCUGCUGCACGCCACCGACCGUCACGGGCGACACCUGACGGCCGUGUUGGCCCAGUUCCAGAUGACCGAUAUGCAGGCGCUCGUGCACGACAUGGACGCGUUCUUCAAAGCUCGCGAGGAGCUCCAUGCAUUCGUACGAAACGGAUACCUGGAAGGUGUGCAACAGCUGGUGAAGCGUGACGUCAGCCUGGUGACUGCCAAGGGCACCAGAGGACGCUGCGCUCUGCACGUUGCCGUGCUCGCCGAGAACCCAGACGUGGUGCGACACCUGGUCAAGGCGUGCCCAGAUGCGCUUCACGUCGCCGAUAACAUGGGAAGGACACCUCUGCAUUACGCCAUGGCAAUGCCCCACGUGACCACCCUCGGCCAGAUCUUGGUGCAGGGAGGGGCCUCGCGCACUACCAGGGAUGUCAAAAUGCGAACACCCAGCUACUUCUUCAUAUACAAGCAGGAAAUACUGAAGCUCAAAGAAGAGGAGACUCCCGACUAG
Molecule: messenger RNA, 6585 nt
Organism: Rhipicephalus microplus (southern cattle tick)
Lineage: Eukaryota; Metazoa; Arthropoda; Arachnida; Ixodida; Ixodidae
Molecular function (GO): protein binding
Source: RefSeq, a predicted model, not a curated record